Messenger RNA from Cadophora gregata, 1416 nucleotides. RefSeq lists its product as uncharacterized. Bases 1 to 1416 code for a protein of 471 amino acids. Lineage: Eukaryota; Fungi; Ascomycota; Leotiomycetes; Helotiales; Ploettnerulaceae. The record is from RefSeq and is a predicted model, not a curated record. The transcript has 2 exons.
AUGGAUAUAUCAAGGACACCUGAUCCGCUGCAAAACAUAGGUGCUCUCAGAUUGCUCCCACAAGAAUUGCGAAACGAAGUAUGGCGACUUCUCCUCCACAGUAAACGGCUUACUUUUGGGCCAUUGCACAAAACAGCUAUUUUCCGGACCUGCAAGCAAAUCCACAAUGAGAUCAUUGCGUUGCUCUACAACAACAAGACACUUACUAUUACGCUUAGCGCAUCUUUCAAUCGCAAAGCUUGGUUUACAUUAGAAGUAUCCCAAGGACUCACAUGGAACUGUAUGGAUGGUAACGAAGCACUCGCCUCCAUACCCUUCUCUCGGUUCAGAGAGAUUAAGGUGGAGAUUUCAGCACCGAAGGCCAAAGAUCAGGGUCAACUCAUUUGUCUCUUCCACAAGGCACUUGAGCUCUCCAAAAUACUCUCAAAUCAAUCAUACCUUCCUUGUCUCCAUAUAUCUCUCGUCGAUACAAAGAAAUCGUCGUGGUGCACAGAAAUCAUAUUCGACGGAACAAAAGAGUACCAUGAGUCAUUCGUGCCUCAAAAGUUAUUGGAGCUGGUAUCAUCCAGGGUGGAAAGCUUGAGCAGUUCCCGUAGCCAUGACUAUGACUACGUAGCCAUCCUCCGUCCAUUCUAUCGCUUGCAUAAUGUCCACGAAGCUUCCGUUACCGUUCCCAAAAAUCUUCAGGUCUAUCUCGAACGGUCUGACUUAUUAGAGGGGUUUGCUUCGCCAAAGAGCGAGGCGCUAUGGAGUGACGAACUCAUUCAGCGGCAUCUAGACACGAUAUUCGUACUCUUCGAAGAUGAGCUAGAUGCGAUACAGGGUCAGACAGCGGGGAGGAUGCGUCUUCGUCGAUUCAGCAAGUGGUUUGCAGAUGGUGAUGGGAAGAUACAGGCUUAUUUAUCCGAACUCAGAAGGAUUUACAACAGUCAGACUGAUGUUAUCGUGGAUUAUGAGCGCAUUCAAAGACGAUAUGUUUGGAUGAAGACGUUGAAUCCAAUGUCUAGCAAGUUGCAGAUGCGGAGUGCGCAGAGUAGGGCUUACGUUCUGAGACAAACGCACGAUGCGUUUUCAGCUGCGAGUGUCUCCGUCACGUCAACUUUUGAGGAUGGAUGGAGUGCAGAGGAGUGGUAUAACUACUAUCCUUUUGGAAUAGUAGGAUUAGAUUUUGAUAGUUAUGGACAUCUGCACGGCCCGGCAGUCACUUAUGAGGCAACCGAUGAUGAUAAGAAGGCAUUGUCGUCGUUAUUCGAUGAGAUUGAACAUGAGAAGGAAGCAAGAGAUUUACCGACGGAAUAUAGAAAGCUGGAUGAUGUUGGCAAAGAAGCGUCAUAUCUCUCACCGAGUUUGACGCCUUCAAGGUCGAUUCCUGGACCGCUAAAUAAUCGCAAGCAUAAUCUCCAUGGCAUGAUUUGA